UGUGCGCCCGUGGACAGUAUUGUCCCGACCACGUCGUCACACUGCCGUUACUUACGAACCACAGAAAGUGCACGCCGUCGCUGACAGUGCACGCGACUUUGCAAUUCUAACUGUACACUGCACUUAUACACGAACAAUUGAUUGUAAAUAAAUGUAUCAGGUUUCUAAACUUUAAUUUAACUAUCAACAAAACUUUGGCCAAGUAAGACAUAACUUUAGUACUUUUAUUAAAAGUUUUGAUAAGUGUCAACUAGAGUUUAAAAACGGUGAAGUUGGUGAUGUGAUAUGGCUAAUCGACAAUUGAACGGUUGCGGAAACGCUUGGUGCGCGCGGCUUAUCGUGGUUGGAUGCGCGUGGGCAUGCGCGCUGUUUGUAGCCGCAUCUGCUGAUGCUCAUGCGGAUGUCGAUACUUCAACGGGUCUUGGUGAUAACACUCUCACGAAUUCAGUCGUGGAGGAGCCCGAAUUCACCGACGUCAUUCAGAAUGUAACAGUACCCGCGGGUCGCAGUGUUCGACUUGCAUGCUCAGUCAAGAACCUCGGCUCUUACAAGGUGGCGUGGAUGCACUUCGAACAAUCUGCUAUUCUUACUGUUCAUAAUCAUGUGAUUACACGGAAUCCUCGAGUGAGCGUGACCCAUGACAAACACCGUACAUGGUUUCUCCAUAUAUCUGACGUACGAGAGGAAGACCGUGGGCGAUACAUGUGCCAGAUCAACACUGUCACUGCAAAAACACAAUUCGGCUAUUUGCAUGUAGUUGUGCCACCGACGAUCGAUGACUCUUUGAGCUCCAGCGACGUUAUCGUCCGAGAAGGCGCCAACGUCACCCUGACGUGUCGCGCUAAUGGCUCCCCUAAGCCCACCAUCAAGUGGAAACGGGACGACAAUUCAAAAAUAUCCAUCAGUAAAGGACAUACCGUUUCCGAAUGGGAGGGAGAAGUUUUGGAGAUGGCGCGCAUUUCCAGAUUAGAUAUGGGUGCUUACCUAUGUAUAGCCAGUAAUGGAGUCCCACCAACAGUGUCGAAACGAGUCAAAGUUAGCGUUGAUUUUCCCCCAAUGUUAUGGAUUCCUCAUCAGUUAGUCGGCGCUCCCCUCUUCUAUAACGUAACUCUGGAAUGCUUCACAGAAGCUCACCCUACUUCUUUAAAUUAUUGGACACGAGAUGAUGGACAUAUGAUCCAUGAAAGUGCAAAAUAUCACAUGGAAAAUACUGUCGGUGUACCAGCUUAUAAAACACAUAUGAGACUGCUUAUUAGACAUAUUACCACUGAAGAUUAUGGAACUUACAAAUGUGUUGCUAAGAAUCCAAGAGGAGAAUCCGAUGGAACGAUACGUUUAUACACGUCGUCGCCACCGACUACAACUCCAGAUCCUAGAGCUAUGACAGUACCGCCACCGUCAAGACCGCCACGCAGAGAUACGCCGCUAACAGAUAAAGGAACAAAAUAUCUAUCCAAUCUAAAUGAGAUUGAUAAAGAGAAGCAGAAAACAGACGAGGGUGGUGGGAAGACACACCUCAACUGGGUGGGUGGUGCUUCCCAAGUUACAGGCGGUGCAGAUUGGAGGAGAAGCCAUCUAUGGAUUUUAGUAAUAUCGAUUGCACCAUUUUAUUUUUAAAAUAUCAAAUUAUAUUUAUCCAAAUCCACACAGUCCAUUUUAUACACAAUUAUUCAAUGUAUUACGAAUGUUUAGCUUAUAUCAAUAGCGCUAAGGUUAGAAAAAAAUCAUCUACUCAAAAGCACCAGCUACAGCAACCUAUCUGAAAUUGUUCCCGAUAUUAUUAUGAUUCGUUUUUAGUCUAUAUAAUUAUUUAUAAAUAUUUAAUCGUAUUCAAUUAAUAACUAGU
Messenger RNA from Achroia grisella, 1846 nucleotides. Its product is annotated as lachesin-like. Gene Ontology annotation, cellular component: neuron projection. The record is from RefSeq and is a predicted model, not a curated record. The transcript is spliced from 9 exons. Bases 286 to 1617 code for a protein of 443 amino acids. Lineage: Eukaryota; Metazoa; Arthropoda; Insecta; Lepidoptera; Pyralidae.